Messenger RNA from Pimephales promelas (fathead minnow), 1868 nucleotides. Its product is annotated as dynein regulatory complex subunit 2-like. NCBI's taxonomy places the organism in Eukaryota, Metazoa, Chordata, Actinopteri, Cypriniformes, Leuciscidae. The record is from RefSeq and is a predicted model, not a curated record. Gene Ontology annotation, biological process: cilium-dependent cell motility; regulation of cilium movement; axonemal dynein complex assembly. Gene Ontology annotation, cellular component: axoneme; axonemal dynein complex.
CUGACAGGUCAUUCUCUCUUAAAGUUUUUAAAUCAAAACAAUAACCUUGAAUUUCUGCGGCUCUGACGCACUGCUGCUGCCGGACGUCAUCGGAAUGCAUUCUAUUCGACACGUCACAGUACUAGACGCUGCAAACCUCUACUGAAACUCGUGACUUGUUGUCUUCAGUCUACAGUUGUUGAUUAGAGUGCAGUUUCAUAGUCUGUUAGUGUGCAGUUUUAUAGUCUACAGCUAUUGAUUAGUGUGCAAUUUUAUAUCUGUUUGGGUCUGUUUUUGAACAGUUGAAUUGCACAUUACAGCUGUGUACGGUUUCAGAUCAUAAAAUUUGACCUGUCGGAUUUUGGAUCAACGUACUAUUUUCCAUCAUGACUAGCAAAACAUUUCGCACGCUCAGGCCCCUGGAACGUAAGAGUGGUUCGGACAUGCCUACACUGCAACCUCUACCACCAUGUAAACUGCGGCCUCAACCACCGUCUAAACUGCGACCUCAACCACCGUCUGCAGUGCGACCUCAGCCACUUCCUAGACUGAGACAACGACCAGCGCCUCAACAACACCCAGAAGAAAUUGAGAUGAAGAGGGAGAUCACUCGCAGUUUCCGUAACACAAUUGUGCUGAGAGAAAGGUCCCGGAUGUCCAGCCGAGGGCAGUGUGUCAAGCUCCCUCCUAUCCCCGGCUCUUCCCGAGAUGACAGCUCAAACCUCAGCCAGAGCUUUGAGAGAGCCGAAAGAGUCCAAGACAACCUCAUUAAGAGCAUGGUGGAUGAGCUGUCGAAGAUGGAGCGGCGGUCAGAGCUGUCACGCACUUCUCAUCAGCAGAGCAUGGACAGUCUGUUAAAGCGUCAUGUGCUUCGGCUGGAAAAACAAGCACUCGACUUCAACAACAAACUCGAAGAACUUCGCUCAGAGUAUGAUACUGAAAGGGAGCGGAUUCAUUCACAGAGCGAGCAGGAGAGUGCGUAUUUGAAGGAUGUAACGUUUUUCAUGGAAAAGCACAACGCUAAGAUUUACCCUGAGGCGAGACGUGACUACGAGAACAGUUGCAAACAAAUCAGAAAAAAGCACAAAGCCGAAUAUGAAACAGUGGAAACACAGAUGAAAGAGGUCAUUGAAGAACUGAGGGAAUACAAGCCGACGAGAUCUCAAUUCUGGAAGUUUAAUGAUGUUUCAUACGAAAAAAAGAAAGAAGAAUAUGACUCUCUGCUUCUCGAGUUUAAAGAGGUGGAGGUAGAUAAACAGUGCAUUCAGGAAUUGGAGGAGUCCAUCUCAGAUCUGGAAUGUGAGCUGAUGUCUGGUGAAUGCCAAGAAACAGUUCAACUUCGUUCAGACUGUGUCAAGCGCGUCCAGGAUAUUCAACGCUUCAGAGACCAGAUCAAGGAGAUCCAAACCACUCGGACAAAUCUGGCCACUAAACCUGUCAUUCAGUUCAAAAAUAUUACUGAAAAACUACAGGAGACAACAGCUAUGGGGGAAAGGUUAUUGCGUUACUCUAAGCUGUGCAAUAAGAUGGAGACGAAGUACGAGAAGGUUCUGCCCUUCUACAAGUCAUCGUUGAGUGAAGAAGAGCUGAGUCAGGUGAAAGCCAAUGCCAUGAAGUCGGCGGAUGAGGAACUCACUCCGCUAACACAUGACAAUGCUUCUUUUGAGAAGUUUUGGCAGCGUCACAACAAGGUGAAGCUCGACAGUUUGUGUCUGAAGCGAGAGAAAGAGCUUCAGUUACAGGAGAACCAACGACUGAGGAGCUGUCUGGAGCAGUACCUGGGUGAAGGUUUCGAUCUCUGAUGAGAGUUUUCAACAACAAAAGCUUCCGGUUGUGUCUUCUUCAACUCUACAUACCCCCGCUGCCACUAAGAGACGCGAUCAAAAGCG